Molecule: messenger RNA, 6501 nt
Organism: Drosophila kikkawai
Lineage: Eukaryota; Metazoa; Arthropoda; Insecta; Diptera; Drosophilidae
Product: serine-rich adhesin for platelets
Source: RefSeq, a predicted model, not a curated record
CGAAGUUUUGGGCUCUGCAAGGACCCUUGGAUUACCUUGCGGGGCGGAAUCAGGAUUCGGUAACGGCUUUGUAAUCGCAGGAGCACCGGAGCAGCAGCUGCCCCCACAAGGAUACGAGCCAUUAAAGCGUGAACCGAUAAUAAUAAAAAAACAAGCAGGAACACAGCACAGAAUGGCUGCCACAGCAGCAGCAGCGGCUGCAACAGUGCGGCACAAAUGAAUGCAACCUGCCACAGCUGCGGCGCAAGCUGCUCGAGAUUCCAAGGAUGCCGGCGAUGAUGCUGCUGCGGCAGAUGAUGACGGUGAUGCUGCAGCCGAUGCCCAGUGCCAACCACAAGGGAUUCAACUAAGUGCCAAAGGCCACACACACAGUAGCGAAACGCAACAGGAGCCACUAGCCAGCAGCCAGGACUCUGCUCUCUCUCUCUUCUCUCUCCGCAGAACCAAAACUAAAUAUUAACUGGGAAAUCCUCCAGAUAUCCUUUUUUUAAUCUCGCAAGUGGCGCAGCCAACAUGAACGCCUUUUGGCUGCUGUUCCUGCUGGCCAACGGCGGCUGGGCAGCUCCCCCCGCCGCAGGGGGUAGCCAUCACCAGCAUCACCACCUGGAGAUUGGUGUAGAGGGUGAUAUGCCCACCCUGGUGGAUGCUCCACUGGAUAGCAAAAUAUUACGGACCACCAGCGCCAGCACUAGCACUAGCACUUCCCCAGGAUUAGAGCUCGGCUUGAGUAAGACUUUAGAGAGCAGCUCAUCCACCACCGAAGGGAUAGGCACCUCCCCGGAGAGCAGCACUGAAAGGAGCAGCCAGAGGAUCACAACUCCAGAGAUCGGCACUUCUGAAGGAAGCACUCAGAGGAGUUUCCCCGUGAGGAGCAGCAUCGAAAGCAGCUCCGAGAGAAGCACCACUGAAGGAAGCAUGGCCAUUCCACAGAGCAGCACUUCACCAAGUAGCAUCUCCGCCAGGAGCACCUCUAAUCCACCGCCAGCCACGAGCAAUGCCACCAGCAAUGCCACCACAGUAGCCACCACUCAGAAGGCCCAGACAGAGCUCCCAGCUGGACAGCUUCCGGCGAUGCAGCUGCUCGAUCUGGAGCACACGGCGGCUCCACCGCCUCUGGACAGUGGACACGAUGGCCUCAAGCUCACCCGCAAGAAGCAGCUGCAGCAGCAGCACUUUCUCCCGGCCACUACAGCCACCACGGCACCCAGGAGCCUCGAGACGGAGAUGGAGCGAAUACCCACCACUAGCACCACUAGCACCACUAGCACUACUAGCAGCACCACCAAGGCGCCGCACAGCCACCACAGCGGCUACCUGGGACCCAUUUUCAUGGGUGAGAAGACCUUUAGCGUGGUGCAUCCGCUGAAGAAACCUCAGCCGGGAAGCAGGAGCCACCAGCAUGUGGCCUCCAUUGAGAACCAGCUGAGAAAUGGCCAGCUGGUGGAGAUUCUGGCGCCCACGGCUCUGCUAGAGCAGCAGGAGGCGAUCUCGAGCACGGCCAUGCCGGCUCAGGGACAGGGACAAGGACAAGGAUCUGGUGGAGCGGCUGAAGCCAGCUCGGUGUCCACUACCGUGUUCCAGGUGCCCGAGCUGCAGACCAGCACCACUCGCCUGCCCAUUAGCGGCGAGCGCACCGAGUCCAAGAUCUCCGACAUCCAGAUCGAGGUCUACGACUCCACGGUGGACUCCAUUGUGGCCUCGACGAAUUUCCGCGACAGCGAGGGCUUCUAUCCGCCGCCUGCCCAGCCCCUGGAGGUGGUCACCUCCCGGCCAGAGUCGGUGCCAGCACGGCAGGAGCUGCCCCAGGAGAGGUUCACCCAGUAUGUGAUCGAUCGGGCGGAUGUGUCCACUCAGCCGGCCUCUGGUGGGGGCCUGGCUUCUCCGCUGGGCCAGCCGGAGCCGGCGGCCAUCGAGAUUCACAUCAAUGUGUCCGAGGCCUUUGGCAGCGAGAGCGAGGACCUUGAGUUUUCCUACCGGCAGCCCGAGAAGCCCAGCAAGCUGAGCGACGAGAUCUUGGUGGUGGAGAUCAUCGACAGCGGGGCGGACAACAGUAGUCAGGAGUCGGGAGGAGGAGGAGGAUCUACCUCCUCUUUAUCCGGUUCCUCCGAUCCGAUUUUCACCUUCCGCAACUCGGAUGCGGCGGCUGGUGCUCCGCCAGCGGUGCGUCCGCCGCAGCAGUCCUCCGUACAGGAUGCGGACGAGCUGUUCAUGGCCGAUCUAAAGGAUCUCAAGGAGGGCGUGGGCUCGGUGCCGCGGCCACCGCCACCACCGCCGCCGCCGCCGCUGCCCAGGAAGCCCAGCAUCGACCGCGACUCAGACACCAUCUUCUACAUCUCCAACACGGAAGUCAAGGUGGGCGAGAGCCUGCCCACCAGCCUGCCUGACCAGCAGCGCAAGUUCCAGCUGGAGAACCAGUUCUUCCCCGCAAGCUACGUGAUGGAUCAGUCGCCGAGAUCCUCGCCGGCGGCCCAGGAGGAGGACAUCAUCCUGUCGCCGCACCACAGCUCCGACUCGCUGAAGAUCUAUCGCUCGGACGAUGGCGCCCCGCCGCUGGAUGUCACCUACGUGGGCGAGUCGGUCAUCGAGGUGGAGCAGCAGCCGGCGAUGGGCUGGAGCAGCAGCUCCUCGACGUUGUCGCCGCCGCCUCAGCAGCAGCAGCAGCAGGACAUAGUUAUCCAGCCCGCAGUGCUUCCUGACCUGGCCAUUGGCGUGCCCGUAAUCGGUGAGCUGCCGCCACAGAUCGAGCUCAAGGAGAUCGACUACAUGCCCGGCGAACUGGGCAUGGGCGUCUACGAGAACGACAUUCAGGGCAACAGCAUCGACAGCGAGCCGGAUGUGAUCGAGAGCUCCAUUCAGUACGGCGGAGAUCUGAUAGACGAUGGCGCUGGCGGGGGCUUCGAUGGCGUCGAGGGCUCCUAUCCCUUCGAGAGCCCCGCCCACCGACAGCAGCAGCAGCAGCAUCAGCAGGGAUCCGGCUCUGGCCUGAGUCGCCUGCCCAGCCGCCACUCGGCCAGUCAUCUGCAUCGGGAGCAGCUGCCGGUGGCCGAAAUGGUGAAUGCCACGCUCCUCCAAAGGCUGGACUCCGGCUCAGGAUCCGGUUCCGGUUCGGGUUCAGGAUCAGGCUCUGCCUCGGCCAUGGCUCCUUUACUGGCUAGUGGCAGAUCCUCCUCCAAUGCCACAGCUCUGUCGGAGGAUCCUUUGGCUGAUUAUGAAGGUUUCUUCAAUCUGUUUGCCGUGUCCAUUGGCCUGGUUAUAGUAAUCUUGCCGUCGGCUCUGCUGGUGUCUAUGUACUGCGCCAUCAAGUAUGUGCUAAAUAAGAACUCGAUGGCGGGCGCGGGUGGCGCCCCAGGCGACGACAGCGAGCAGGGCCAGGACUCUGCCAAGCAUGAGGACAUCUCGCGCAACGCCCGGGAGACCAAGAUGCACACGGACAAGGACGGCGUCUUCGUUGUGGAGGUGGCCCGCGGCAUUGACUCCGGCUCCAAGCAGCCCGCUGAGCCAAAUGUCACCGGACUGGAUGCCACCGAGCUGCCCUUUGACACCAAAAUGACCGGCAAUGGGGUGCAUCUCCUGGCCGAGCACUCGCUGCCGCCGAGCCAUGAACAGGUGCAGAUCCAUGCUCCUCCCCAGGACUUUGCCGGCGGCCAUGCCGCUGCCCCGCUGCAUCUCAUCGAGGAGGCCGAGGAGCAGGUCAUUGAGGAGCAGGCAGGACCUCCGGCAGCCGAGAUUCGUGCCUGCACUGGCCUCUCGCAGUCGGACCUAAGUUCAACCUCGUCGGGUGAUUCCAACAAGCGCUACUCCUACGGCAACCAGGAGCUCUAUGUCAUCGAGCAGCCCGGCUAUGCCACCAGUUCGCCCACAGCUCAGCCCAUCCUAGCCAGCCCAAGGCCCGAGCAAGACCAGGAGAUGGAGCAGUCACCCGAGCACGAAGAGAAUCCGCCAGAAAAGCAGUCUGCAGGCGAAAGUAACGCAGAGAUUCCACCAGCAGAGCAGCCGGAAAAGUCACUUGACCUCCCAGAAUAUACAGACACGCAGCCGCAACUCAAGGUGGCAAGGAAUGAGCCCACCAAGGAGCAGCCAGAGCCAGAGCCAGAGCCAAAGCCGGAGUCCGACAUCGAACCUGAGGCCAACUACGACAGCCUGAUGAGCCUGCCUGCGCCACCAUCCACGGACGAGAUCAACUCGGAGCUCGGCGACUACGCGCUCCUGGAGUCCAAUCAGCUGGACAGCCUGCCCCCGCCGCCGCCGCCACCUUCGCAGGAGCAGCUCAUCACCACCACCACCAAGCCAGCAGCGGAGGAGGAAAAGCCCCUUAUCAGCAACGGGAAGGUGGAGGCCGAGGAGCCGGCCACCUUGACGCCACCAGCAUCCCCGCCAGCUUCGCCGCCGCCGUCGCAGAGCGGGAUCUACGGCAAUGGCAAUGGGCUGAGCAACGGGAUGCACUCCAUGGUCGAUGUGAAUGGCAGUUAAGAAAGGCGGCCAAGUGAAAAGGUGAGCGAUUAGCGGCGUUUUUUUUUUUCUUAUAGGGGACCUCAGAGAGGUCGAAGGAAAAGAGUUCUUAAAAACACACACACACACACUGAGCAGAAACUUUUUCCACUUACUGUUUGUUGAUUUUCCAAAUAUAUCGAGAUAAAAAUAAUAUAAUAAUAGUAAUUAAAGAGCGAUUAAUGCGAGUCAUAAUUAAUUGUUUAUUGUCUAUUUGCGGCUGGCAGCCUCUCCCCACCUGCAUCCACCAUCUAACGAGUACUUCAAUGUCUAUAACUACCAUUAACAGUAACGAGUAAUAGUAACAGUAACGAGUCGAGCAAAGAAGUGGCAAGUAGCCAAGGAAAAUGAAUAGCAGUAAUAAGUAAAGCGAAAAAGUAACGAGUUAAAGUAAAGCGAAAAAGUAACGAGUCAAAGUAAGGAGGAAUACAAUUAAUACCAGCAAACCACAAACAGUUAUAUGUAAUGAAGCGUAUUUAAUUAGGCUAAUUAUUUACACACAAAAGCCAAAAAAUAAGAGAAAACAUCCACAAGGAGCAGACAUUGCAUGGACAUUAAAUUACAGCCAAGAGUGUGUCCUAUGUCCUGUGUCCGGAAGGUUAAUUGGCACAGCAUACGUGGGUUUCAAAACGUUGAAUUGAAUAUGGCCAAUUUCCAGUUGUUCAUCAAGUGAAAAAUACAUUCAAAAAUCAUUAGAUUUCCUGGAAGAACUGUACUUUUCCCUGGGUAAGGGAUUCAAGUUAAGCCCGGACAUGGAUUAGUACACUCAAAAUAAUAAUAAAUAAAAUUAUAAUAAUAAUAAUUCGCAAAUAUUACAAACACAGACACACACAAUUCACAACUUGACAAAAUCAAAUGUGCCGAACUUUUGUAGCAAGCCAAAAAAACAAAAAAAAACAAAACAGAGAAACACAAUUUACAAGAAACGAACAAUUUAUACAAUGCCAAUAUGGUGAUUACAGCAGAAUAUAUAUACCUUUUAAACCGUAAAACCCAAAGGAAUAGUAAUAGUUCUAGUCAAUAUAUAUUAUACAUAUAUUUUUUCUUGUGUGCGAGGACUCGAGCUCCCGGGCUAACGAUAGACCUAAGCGAUUAGAAAAAUGCUAAAAACGAAAAGAAAAUAUUUCCGUAUAUUUGCCCCACAUUAAAAUACAAAUACAUACACAUAUACAUCUAUAUAUAUAUAUGUAUACCCCUAUAUAUAUAGGUAUAUAUGGUAUAUACACACCAAUUGAUAAAGCAUAGAAAAAACUUAACUCUCUUAGCAUUAAUAAAUACAAAAAUAAAGUCAGACCCGCGCACUGCAAGUGGCGCGUAAGUUGUAAGUAGUAGGAAUUAUCCAGCGCCCCGAUUUCUUCGAUUAAUUCCGAUAACUUCGAUAGACGGGCGGCACGCGUUUAAAGGUGGAACGAUUGACCACUGUUUUUGUUGUUUUCGUUCACGUUUGUUCCAAUUGUUUUAUUGACAAUUUUAGCCCCACGGAGAGAGGGAUGAGAUGCCAAUGGGAAAGGAAUAUUAAGAAUAUUAAUUAAACUAUAAAGAAAAUAAUGGAUAAAGAACUUACACUACUCGUAAAUCAAAUAUAAAGGUUAGGAAGAGCGUGAAAAACUUUUUUUUGGGUCGAAAGAAAACAAAAGAAAAAUAAGUAAAUGUGAUUGUUAUUUAACCUUAAGUUAUUAUUAAACGAAAAUGAGAAAAACUUAACUUAAACUGAAUAUGUGUGUGUGUGAAAAAGAAAACAAAAUGGAAAAAGAAAAAUAAAAAUAAAUAGAAACCAAAAAGGCCAAACGAAAUGAAGCGAAACAAAACGAUACGAAUGGCAAUGGAACGCUCAAAGGCAGAGGCACGCGAUUAACGAUUAACAAUUAACGAUUAGCGAUAGCUGGCAACUAGAGCGGGGCAUAACCCGAUCAAGAAAAUCGAUAAAAAACGAUAAAUGGUAAAUGAAAUUCAAUAUUAAGAAAGAUUGCAACCGAAACAAAACGAGAAAUACACACACGAAAGCAAAGUCAA